AUGGCUAUCUCGACGGACGUGAGUCCCUUGCCCGCGAUCAUGCUUCACGCCACUCAGCCCCUACCUAAUCCCACCUCGUGCCAUAGGCACGCUGAGCUCACCACGGUUGCAGUGUUCCAUGCACAAGCUGUCACGCACUCGUGUCGUCGCUGCGGUCUGCGCCUGGCCAUCGCCACGGGCGCCGCAGGCGAACUCGGAUAUACCGUCCCUAUGGACGUCGAUGACGAACACUUUAUCCCCGCGCCCGGUGACUGGCGGCCCCAUCUCGCGCGCCUCCCUGGUGGCAUGCGCGUCGCCAGAUCGCCGCUCGGUGCGCCCCCCGAGAUUUCCGAACGCGAGAUGAAGGCAUGCGACACGCGCUUCGUCAAGAGUCGGCCCCUCAGGCGGCUAAGGCUCCUCGCGGACAACACGAUGGACCACAUCGUGCGUUGCAUCUUGGACGACGACAACAACGGUGGCGAUGGCGGCGGAGGUGAUGCCGAGGUGCUAUAUGAGAUACACGCCAGCGGCGUCCGCGCUCUCAACUCGCCUGGCAGCACCCCCGAUGCGCACAUUAAGGUCCACAUGCGGUCGCCGCCAGCAGAAGACGUUGCGGCGGUUGGGCUGUCACCUUACACCAAGGAGCCCACCGACAAUCCCCACGAGCCAUCCGCAUCGUCACGUGCCCACGUCUUUACGCAAGCAUGCCGCUAUCAACUCUUCGCUAACGAGAAGCGCAAGUAUUCAUCCGUCAUGUUCAUUUCGGGUGCGUCGGGGCACGGUGAGACUGCCUACAUCAAUCCGGUGCACGCCCGCUACCGCGCCUUUUUCUGGGCCGCCAAGCCUAUCUGGCGCUGGCAUUCGUCCCAGGGCGCUCUCCUCUGGAUGUCGCGCCGCUACCGCGACGCCGCAAUGGCUGCUAUUGAUACGCGGCUCUGCCUGAUCGACGACUAUGACCGAUUGCUGGCCGUUGUCGACGGAUGGGACGGGCUGUCCUUGCUCUGUGCCGUCGACGAUGGCUUCACACAGUAUACACAGCGGCCAAGUAUCCCAGGCUUGAAAAGUAGUACCAUCACACUGUACGCAGAUCUCGACGCGCAAUUGUUAGGCGAGGUCCUAGGGAGCCUAUGUGUUUUGGCGGUGCAGGUGAGGCGUGUCACGGCCGAGUUCAAGAAAGAAAAUGAGGAAAGGAAACGCAAUACCAGACAGAUAUACUAG
Molecule: messenger RNA, 1197 nt
Organism: Emericellopsis cladophorae
Lineage: Eukaryota; Fungi; Ascomycota; Sordariomycetes; Hypocreales; Bionectriaceae
Exons: 2
Coding region: 1-1197 (398 amino acids)
Source: RefSeq, a predicted model, not a curated record